Messenger RNA from Aspergillus homomorphus CBS 101889, 1078 nucleotides. RefSeq lists its product as uncharacterized. The record is from RefSeq and is a predicted model, not a curated record. The coding region runs from base 439 to 1005 and encodes 188 amino acids. The transcript has 2 exons. Lineage: Eukaryota; Fungi; Ascomycota; Eurotiomycetes; Eurotiales; Aspergillaceae.
CACCCACCCACCAGUUGACUUAAACCCCCAGUGUCUAGACUACAACGCCAUAACUAACUAUAAACUGUCCGACUAUCUUCAGGUCGAAUCCGUUACACCCCUCCAAUCCCAAUAGAGGUAAAUGGUGACCCCCCAAGCUCCACAAGGCUGAAACGUGCGCGACCAGCUAGCAACGAGUCAACGACGAUGAUAUCAUCCCCGCACUAACUAACUUCCACCCGCAAGCAAGCGGACUUGAUGUCAUUUCCCAGCCCUACCAGGCUGACAAGUUGACGACCACUUUCAUUUUUAGGUUUUCAUUCAACUUGCCAAUUUAAUGAUCUAGACCUUUGACGCAUUUUAUUUGCUCUUUCUCUCUCGCUUUCUCUCUUUCUCUUGCUCUCUAAAUAAGACCUCCGCAUCCCCUCGAAAACGAUUAGGAGCUUAUAGAUCCCCGCAAUGAAAACCGUCGACGACACCGCCCGCGAACUAGGCUGCGUGCCCCCCCACGAACAAGAACACCUCGAUCAACAGCGCUACGAGCGCGAUUGCGCUUUACAGCGGAAGGAGCAGGAAUUACAGUACCAGCAACAGCAACAGCAACAGCCCGAGCAUGGGCUCAAACCUACCGCGUCGAUAGCGCAUGCACCAACCACAUCCUCAGCGACUUCCUCAUCCUCCUCCUCAUCUUCACGCUUCCUCCCGCCCACCGAGAAAAUCAACGAAGUAGCCAGUACCUCGCUCCAAGAAGCCAAGACGAUGCUGAACGCUGCAUGCGAGAGCGAGCUCGUGAAUUCCGCUGUAAGGAGGGUGAGGGAGUAUGUACCUGGUUUUGCGGGGGGGGAUGCGGAGGGGGAGAAGGAAGAACACGACCCCCUCGCCGCUGACCCCGAGGAGAUCCGGCGGAUUGAAGCGCUGGAGAAAGAGCGGAUCGUCGAGUUCCUGCAGGACCGGACUCGGAGUAAUCGCGAUUUGGAAAAGAAGUAUCAUCCCGGUAAGGGGGUGGGGUCUGCGCCGGAGCAGUGAUUUUUUUUUUAUUUUUGGUUUGGUUUACUUGGUUGGGGAUGUUGGGUGUUUUGUAUAGAUGAAUGGACACUGU